CAAUCAUGAAAACGAUACUGCCAACACCCAGCUAACGACACACCGAUUCACAAAGGGUCUUGAUCUAGUACGUUGUGAUUCCGUAAACGGAGGAGAAAGGAAAUAUUCCAUCGAUUCUGCUGGUGUUUCUUACGUAGCCACAUGGCUCAUAUCCUGCCCUCCACAUUGUCCUUGUUCUGAAUGAGCAUCGAUUAUCUUUGAACUCUCUGCAGUUCUAGGUAUAACCUUUCAUGUCUUCCUGCCCGACUUUCACCGAUGGACCUGUCCUCUCACUUUCCGAUAUUUGGCGGUCGUGUGGGGUCUUACAUCCAGUUGUUGUGGGAACUUUUGGAUUCUUUUUCCUUUGGGGGACAUUCAGACUGUCUGGACCCCGAACGCUCGCGAAAGUGACAGUCACAGAUUUCCUUGCGUCGAUCACAAUCGGGUCGACAUUGAGUCGCAUGUUGACUCAACCGGAUGUUAAUUUAGUUAGAGGCACCAUUUCUCUCACAGUCAUCCUCGUGCUGGAAUUCUCCUUUACGUUUCUGGCUGUUCGGCUACCUCAAUUUACGCGUAUUCUACGCAAUCCUGUGCGUCUCCUGGUCUACAAUGGAUCGUUCAUAAUGCCUUCGAUUCACGCCAAUCGGUUAUCUCCUGAUGACAUCUAUGGCGCCCUUCGUCAGAAGGGUUAUGCAACCGUUUCACAUAUUGAGGCAGUGUUUCUCGAACCCAGCGGAGAAUUUAGUAUUAUCUCGAUGCAAAGUCUGCGGCAGGGAGGCAGAUAUGAAGCCUUGAUGGCUGUUCCCGAGUACCGAAGGGUGAGGGAGGCUGAUAGUGAUAGGGAUCAGCUAAAUACUGAAACAGACAAGAGUGAGGAGCUUGCUGGGCCCGACGUUGAAUCAGCGCAGACCUACCGAAACUUAUCGGAGCCUAUUGAUACCUAUUUCAGUUGGAAAAGUUCGCAGAGGAACAAAAAGAAUCAUGUGGGUAGUAGACGCGAGGAUCUCCAAAGGGUAGGAGCUGAGUAGAGUGGAAUGGGAGUUUUGUGUAUAUGUAACAUGAGGCGUCAGCAGAAAGACUUGCCUUUCGCUCAUGCUAUUAACUCAUCAAUCUGUUCAUAAAAUCCGUCGUUGGAAUUACGCUUUAAGUACAGAUCGGAGUAGCCGCGUGCAGUAAGCUCGAGCGCUACUCCGCACCUUAACGAACGUUCAUGAAUACAGACACACCUUCAAC
This is a messenger RNA of Spizellomyces punctatus DAOM BR117, 1212 nucleotides long. RefSeq lists its product as uncharacterized. The coding region runs from base 231 to 1007 and encodes 258 amino acids. Lineage: Eukaryota; Fungi; Chytridiomycota; Chytridiomycetes; Spizellomycetales; Spizellomycetaceae. The record is from RefSeq and is a predicted model, not a curated record. The transcript is spliced from 4 exons.